Molecule: messenger RNA, 7977 nt
Organism: Myotis daubentonii (Daubenton's bat)
Lineage: Eukaryota; Metazoa; Chordata; Mammalia; Chiroptera; Vespertilionidae
Gene: CUL9
Product: cullin 9
Biological process (GO): ubiquitin-dependent protein catabolic process
Molecular function (GO): ubiquitin protein ligase binding; zinc ion binding
Source: RefSeq, a predicted model, not a curated record
CCGCCUUCUGGCCCGCACCGCCCCUGCCUUUCUGCAAGCUCGGGCCUGACCUCGCUGCCUGCACCUACCGGCUGUCUCUUCCCGCGUCUAGCCCUCAUCUCCAUGCCUCAGUUCACUGCUCCUUAUAGUGGCCCCAUCCCCCCGAAUUUGGGCCUGGCCAGUCGCUCCACUUCUCCACCCUGCUCAGCACUUGUUGACCACCCCGUCACCGGUCUCCUUCCAGGCUUGUCCUGCCCCAUGGAGGUCAGGAUGGUGGGGGAACGGCGCACUGGGGACCUCAUGGUGCCCUUGGGGCCUCGGCUGCAGGCAUAUCCUGAAGAGCUCAUUCGACAGCGUCCUGGGCACGAUGGACGUCCUGAAUACCUGAUCCGAUGGAGUGUCCUGAAGUGUGGGGAAGAGGGUAGAGUGGACGUGGAAGAGGGCAAGGCAGAGCACAUCCUCAUGUGGCUGUCAGCCCCCGAGGUCUAUGCCAACUGCCCCAUGCUGCUGGGUGAGUGGGCUCUAUCUAAAGGACCUCAGCGUGAGCCAGCGGGGGGUGCAGGAAGCUUUCCCCGAGACCCAGGAGGCCUGGAUGACGUGGCAAUGGGAGAGAUGGAAGCUGAUGUCCGGGCGCUGGUGCAGAGGGCUGCCAGGCAGCUGGCAGAAGGUGGGACCUCGAGCCUCACGGCCGCUGUGCUCCACACCAUCCACGUGCUCAGCGCCUACGCCAGCAUCGGGCCCCUCACUGGGGUCUUCAGGGAGACAGGAGCCCUGGACCUGCUCAUGCACAUGCUGUGCAACCCCGAGCCUCAGAUCCGGCGGAGUGCGGGCAAGUUGCUGCAGGCUCUGGCAGCCCACGACGCUGGGAGUCGGGCUCACGUCCUUCUGUCACUGAGCCAGCAAGAUGGCAUCGAGCAGCACAUGGACUUUGACAGCCGCUAUACUUUGCUGGAGCUGUUUGCAGAGACCACAUCCUCUGAGGAGCACUGCAUGGCCUUUGAGGGCAUUCAUCUGCCUCAGAUCCCAGGAAAGCUGCUCUUCUCCCUGGUGAAACGCUACCUGUGUGUCACUUCCUUGCUGGACCAGCUGAAUAACAGUCCAGAGCCCGGGGCUGGAGACCGAGGCUCCCUGCCCCCAGGGGAGGAGAAAAGCCGGGGGCAGCGGGAGCUGGAGUUCAGUAUGGCUGUGGGCAACCUCAUCUCAGAGCUGGUGCGGAGCAUGGGCUGGGCCCAGAACCUCGGCGAGAGGGGCAUGUCGCCUCCCCGGCCGUCCCGGUCCAUCUUUCAGCCCUGCAUUUCAGGCCCCAGCGGUUUACUCCCCACCACGGUUGCCACCCCCAGAAGGCAAGAGCGGGCCUUCCGCCAGCGUUAUGAGUUCUCUAGCCGUAGCGGCUAUGGUGAAUACGUGCAGCAGACACUGGUGCCGGGGAUGCGCGUGCGGAUGCUGGAUGAUUACGAGGAGGUCAGUGCCGGGGAGGAGGGCGAGUUCCGGCAGAGCAACAAUGGCGUGCCCCCUGUGCAGGUCUUCUGGCAGGCGAUGGGUCGCACCUACUGGGUGCACUGGCACAUGCUAGAGAUCCUGGGCCCUGAGGAAGCUGCUGUGGGUACAGCUUCAGCAGCUGUGGAGAAGGGGGCAGGACCCACUAUGUUGGGCACAGCACUUCCCUCCUGGGACUGGAAGCCUGUGGAUGGGCUCUACUCUUUGCCAUAUCUCCAGCCUGAGCCUCAGAAGAAUGAGAAGUUGGGAUACCUGACCCAGGCUGAGUGGUGGGAACUGCUCUUCUUCAUCAAGAAGUUGGACAUAUGUGAGCAGCAGCCAAUUUUUCAGAAUCUUCGGGAGAACCUGGAUGAGACCCUGGAUGAAAGGGCCCUCGGUGAGAUCUCCGUGCCCAAAGAGGUGGCUGAAGGUCUUCUGCAGGUUCUCUGGAAUCGGUUUGAGGGGAGCACCCUCAGUGACCUGCUCAACUCCAAAAUCUACACCAAGUACGGGCUGCGACCUGAUAAACUAAGCAGCUCAUCUUCUUCCCGAAGUCGCUCCUGUACCCCAGAUCCAGAAGAGGAGAUCAAGUCAGAGGCCAGGUUCUCAGAGGAAGAGACCAAGUCCCCCAAAGCAAAGGCUGAGCCCCACAAAGCAGAGGCAGAGGCUGCCAAGGGAAAAACGCAGCCCCCCAUGGCACAGAGUGAUUCACAACUGUUUAACCAGCUUCUGCUGACUGAGGGAAUGGCUCUGUCCCCCAAAAUAAAGGAGGCAGCCAGUGAAAUGGCUAGAGCCUUGCGGGGUCCAGGUCCACGCAGCUCCCUGGAUCAGCAAGUGGCGGCUGUUGUGGCUACAGUGCAGAUAUCCAGCUUGGACACAAACCUGCAGCUCUCAAGCCUGGAUGCCCUCUCUCAGGCUGUGGAGGAGGUCACUGAGCCGGACCACCCUCUGGUCCGUCCUGACAGAUCCCUGAGAGAGAAGCUAGUGAAGACACUGGUGGAGGUGCUGACCAACCAGGUGGGAGAGAAGAUGGUGGUGGUGCUGGCCCUGCGCCUCCUGUACUUGCUCAUGACCAAGAAUGAAUGGCGCCCCCUCUUUGCCAGGGAGGGUGGCAUCUACGCUGUGCUGGUUUGCAUGCAAGAAUACAAGACUUCCGUCUUGGUGCAGCAGGCAGGGCUGGCGGCACUGAAGAUGCUGGCCAUUGCCAGCUCCUUGGAGAACCGCGACUUCUUUACUAGCCAGGAUUCUGCCCACCCAUUGUUCGAUGUGCAGAUGACCAGAGAGAUCUUCGCCAGCAUCGACUCAGCCACCCGCCCAGGCUCGGACAGCCUGCUCCUCACCAUCCCUGCCGCGGUGAUCUUGAUGCUGAACACAGAGGGGUGCUCCUCCGCAGUGAGAAAUGGCCUGAUCCUGCUCAGCCUGCUUUUGUGCAACCACCACACUCUGGGAGACCAGAUUAUCACCCGAGAGCUGAGAGACACCUUGUUUAGGCACUCGGGGAUCGCCCUGGGGACGGACCCCAUGCCCACCAUACGCACCGUCCUCAUGAUCCUCUUCAACCGCUACUCGGAGCCGCCGGGCAGUCCUGAGCGCACAGCAACACUGGAGCCCCCCGGUGCCCCGGGCCAGGAUGGGUCCCCCGAGCUGCUGAUCCGGUCCCUGGUUGGAGGCCCAUCUGCAGAACUCCUCCUGGACUUGGAGCGUGUGCUGUGCCGUGAGGGGGGCCCUGGGGGGGCCCUGAGGCCCCUCCUCAAGCGCCUCCAGGAGGAGGCCCAGCCCUUCCUCCUGUUGCUGCGGACUCUGGAUGCCCCCGGGCCCAACAAAACCCUGCUGCUGACGGCGCUGGGGGUCAUGACCCAGCUGCUGGAUUACUCUGAGGCAAUGGCCCUCCCCUGGCAUGAGGUCUUGGAGCCCUGCCUCAACUGCCUGAGUAGCCCCAGUAGUGACUCUGAGAUUGUGCAGGAGCUGCUCCGCUUCCUGCACCGCCUGGCCUCGGCGCACAAGGACUAUGCGGUGGUGCUGUGCUGCCUGGGGGCCAAGGAGGCCCUCUGCAAAGUGGCGGACAGGCACUCGGCGCUGGUGCUGCGGGCCGGCGAGCUCCGCGACCUGCUGACCGACUGCGAGAAGCACGCCCAGCUCUACAGCAGCCUCACCUCCAGCAUCCUGGCUGGCUGCAUUCAGAUGGUGCUGGGCCAGAUCGAAGACCACAGACGAACCCACCAGCCCAUCAACAUCCCCUUCUUUGACGUGUUCCUCAGGCAUCUCUGCCAGGGCUGUGACCGCCACCCCCUCCCACCGCCCCCAGGCUCCAGUGUGGAAGUGAAGGAGGACAAGUGCUGGGAGAAGGUGGAGGUGUCCUCCAACCCGCACCGGGCCAGCAAGCUGACGGACCGCAACCCCAAGACCUACUGGGAGUCCAACGGGAGCACCGGCUCCCACUCCAUCACCGUGCACAUGCGCCGUGGUAUUCUUGUUAGGCAGCUGACUCUGCUGGUGGCCAGUGAGGACUCCAGUUACAUGCCGGCCAGGGUGGUGGUGUAUGGGGGUGACAGCACCAGCUGCAUCAGCACUGAGCUCAACAUGGUGAAUGUGGUGCCCUCCGCCAGCCGGGUGGUCCUCCUGGAGAACUUGAACCGCUUCUGGCCGGUCAUCCAGAUCCGCAUAAAGCGCUGCCAGCAGGGCGGCAUCGACACCCGGGUUCGGGGUGUGGAGGUCCUGGGCCCCAAGCCCACUUUCUGGCCACUGUUCCGAGAGCAGCUGUGUCGCCGUACAUGUCUCUUCUACACCAUCCGGGCGCAAGCCUGGAGCCGGGACAUAGCAGAGGACCGCAGGCGCCUCCUCCAGCUCUGUCCCAGACUGAACAAGGUUUUGCGCCAUGAACAGAAUUUUGCUGAUCGCUUCCUCCCUGAUGACGAGGCCGCCCGAGCGCUGGGCAAGACCUGCUGGGAGGCCCUGGUCAGCCCCCUGGUGCAGAACAUCACCUGCCCCGACGCGGAAGGCGUGAGCUCCCUGGGAUGGCUGCUGGGUCAGUACUUAGAGCAGAGGGAGAGCUCUCGGAACCCCCUGAGUCGAGCAGCAUCCUUUGCCUCUCAAGUUCGUCGCCUUUGCCACUUGCUGGUGCAUGUGGAGCCUCCUCCGGGGCCUUCUCCUGAGCCAUCCACGCAGCCCCCCAGCAGGAACAGUAAGGGUCGGGACCGGAGCCCGGGGCCUUCACCUGUCCUCCCGAGCAGCAGCCUGAGGAGCAUGACGCAGUGCUGGCUGAGCGUGGUGCAGGAGCAGGUCAGCAGGUUCCUGGCUGCAGCCUGGAGGGCCCCAGACUUCGUGCCUCGUUACUGUGCACUCUAUGAGCACUUGCAGAGAGCAGGCUCAGAGCUCUUUGGACCUCGGGCAGCCUUCACGCUGGCCCUGCACAGUGGCUUCUCAGGCGCCUUGCUGCAGCAACCCUUCCUCAUGGCUACUCACAUGAGUGAGCAGUUUGCCAGACACAUCGACCAGCAGAUCCAGGGCUGCCUGGUGGGCAGAACCCCUGGAGCAGACAUGCUGGGGCAACUUCAGCGGCACCUGGAGCCCAUCAUGGUCCUUUCUGGCCUGGAGCUGGCCACCACUUUUGAGCACUUUUACCAGCACUACAUGGCGGACCGUCUCCUGAGCCUGGGCUGCAGCUGGCUGGAGGGGGCCGUGCUGGAGCAGAUCGGUUCCUGCUUCCCCCACCGCCUCCCCCAGCAGAUGCUGCAGAGCCUGAGUGCCUCCGAGCAGCUGCAGCGCCAGUUCCACCUCUUCCAGCUCCAGCGGCUGGACAGGCUGCUCUUGGAGCAGGAGGAUGAGGAAGAGCAGGUCCUGGAAGCAGAGGAGGAAGAGGAAGAAGAGGAGUCUGGGAAAGAAGUCUUUCUCGAGGACCCAGGUCCAGCAGUUUCUAUACUGGUCCUGUCACCACGCUGCUGGCCCGUCUCCCCACUCUGCUACCUGUACCACCCCAGAAAGUGCCUUCCCACAGAAUUCUGUGAUGCCCUUGACCGCUUCUCCAAUUUCUACAGCCAGAGUCAGGACCAUCCAGUCCGGGGACCACAUCGGCGGCUGCAGUGGACGUGGCUGGGCCGGGCUGAGCUGCAGUUUGGGGAACAGACCCUGCAUGUGUCCACUGUGCAGAUGUGGCUGCUGUUGAAUUUCAACCAGACAGAGGAGGUGUCAGUAGAAACCUUGCUGAAGAAUUCUGACCUCACCCCACAGCUACUGCUCCAGGCACUCCUGCCCCUCACCUCUGAGAAUGGCCCUUUGACCCUGCACGAGGGUCAGGACUUUCCACAUGGGGGUGUGCUGCGAGUCCGUGAGCCUGCGCUCCGGCCCUGUGGGGAGGCCCUGUGGCUGAUGCCUCCCCAGAAGUACCUGGAUGUAAGGAAGGAUGAGGGUCGAACCCUGGAACAGAAGAGGAACCUCUUGAGAUGUCUUCUUGUCCGUAUCCUCAAAGCCCACAGGGAGGAGGGCCUCCACAUUGAUCACCUGGUUUGUCUGGUGCUGGAGGCCUGGCAGAAGGGCCCAAACCCUCCCGGGAGCCUGGGCCGCACUGUGGCCGGGGGCGUGGCCUGUACCAGCACAGAUGUCUUCUCUUGCAUCCUGCACCUCCUGGGCCAGGGCUAUGUGAAACAGCGUGAUGACUGGCCCCAGAUGCUGAUGUACGCCAGCCCAGAGCCCACGGGGCCCUGCCGGGGCCAGGCCGAGAUCCCCUUCUGUGGCAGCCAGACCACCGAGGCCUCCAAGCCCAGCCCAGAAGCUGUGGCCGCCCUGGCAUCCCUUCAGCUGCCUGCAGGCCGCACCAUGAGCCCCCAGGAGGUGGAAGGGUUGAUGGAGCAGACGGUGCGGCAGGUGCAGGAGACACUGAACCUGGAGCCAGAUGUAGCUCAGCACCUUUUGGCUCAUGCCCACUGGAGUGCCGAACAGCUGCUGCAGAGCUACAGUGAUAACCCCCAGCCACUGCUGCUGGCAGCUGGGCUGCGGGUGCCCCAGCCCCAGGCUGCCCCUACACGCCCCGAUCACUGCCCUGUCUGUGUCAGCCCCCUGGAGCCGGAUGACGACUUGCCCUCUCUCUGCUGCAGGCACUACUGCUGCAAGUCUUGCUGGAAUGAGUAUCUGACAACUCGCAUCGAGCAGAACCUGGUGAUGAAUUGCACCUGCCCCAUUGCCGACUGCCCGGCCCAGCCCACGGGAGCCUUCAUUCGUGCCAUUGUCUCCUCGCCAGAGGUCAUCUCCAAGUACGAGAAGGCCCUGCUCCGUGGCUACGUGGACAGCUGCUCCAACCUGACGUGGUGCACCAACCCCCAGGGCUGUGACCGCAUCCUGUGCCGCCAGGGCCUGGGCUCGGGGACCACCUGCUCCAAGUGUGGCUGGGCCUCCUGCUUCAACUGCAGCUUCCCCGAGGCACACUACCCUGCCAGCUGUGGCCACAUGUCUCAGUGGGUCGAUGAUGGCGGCUACUAUGAUGGCAUGAGUGUGGAGGCCCAGAGCAAGCACCUGGCCAAGCUCAUCUCUAAGCGCUGUCCCAGCUGUCAGACGCCCAUCGAGAAGAACGAAGGGUGUCUGCACAUGACCUGCGCCAAAUGCAACCAUGGAUUCUGCUGGCGCUGCCUCAAGUCCUGGAAGCCAAAUCACAAAGACUAUUACAACUGCUCUGCCAUGGUAAGCAAGGCAGCUCGCCAAGAGAAGCGGUUCCAGGACUACAACGAGAGGUGUACUUUCCAUCACCAGGCCCGGGAGUUUGCUGUGAACCUGUGGAACCGAGUGUCUGCCAUCCAUGAGGUGCCCCCACCCAAAUCCUUCACCUUCCUCAGCGAUGCCUGCCGGGGGCUUGAGCAGGCCCGAAAGGUGCUGGCCUAUGCCUGCGUGUACAGCUUCUACAACCAGGAAACGGAGCAAAUGGACGUGGUGGAGCAGCAGACGGAGAACCUGGAGCUGCACACCAAUGCCCUGCAGAUCCUCCUGGAGGAGCUCCUGCUGCAGUGCAGAGACCUGGCCUCGGGCCUGCGUCUCCUGCGGGCCGACUGCCUCCACAUGGGCCUGGAGCUGCUCCGGCGGAUCCAGGAGAGGCUGCUCGCCAUCCUGCAGCAUUCCACCCAGGACUUUCGGGUUGGGCUCCAGAGUCCAUCGUUAGAGGCCCGGGAGGCGAAAGGGUCCAACGUGCCCAGCAGUGGGCCCCGGGGCUCCUCGGGGCUGGAGACGGAUGAGGAGGAAGGCGAAGACGACGUGCCCGAGUGGCAGCAGGACGAGUUCGAUGAGGAGCUGGACAACGACACCUUCUCCUAUGACGGGGAGUCGGAGAACCUGGACCGGGACGCUUUCUUCUUCGGGGAUGAGGAUGAGGAUGAGGAUGAGGGCUAUGACUGAGGGGCGGGAUGCAGGGAGCUCCCGGAGCCGUGGGGCCAGGGGGCCGGCGGUUCAUCCCUGACCACUGUCCUGAGUGCUCGGAGGGGCGGUUCCCAGCAUCUGCAGCACCUUCUGUUUACUGAAUAAACUUUUUUCAUAUACUUCUCU